Plectropomus leopardus (leopard coralgrouper) is the source of this 4705-nucleotide messenger RNA. NCBI's taxonomy places the organism in Eukaryota, Metazoa, Chordata, Actinopteri, Perciformes, Serranidae. The record is from RefSeq and is a predicted model, not a curated record.
GAGAUUCCGGCUUCUGCCGCUGAGCUGCCCGCUCCUGCCGAGCUGCUGAGGGGAAGAGGAGGAAACAUGAGCUCCAGGAAAGUGAUGGCCAUCCAGGCCAGGAAAAGGAGGCCGAAGGGGAAGAAAGACAGAGCGGGUCACCAUCGGAGGCCUGAGACCCAGCAGAAAGCCCCGGUGAGUGCCCCUCCUCCCCCACCGCCCCCUCCACCUCCCCCCGAGCCGGCGGGGCCCCCAGAGCCGGAGGAGGAGAUCCUGGGCUCCGACGAUGAGGAGCAGGAGGACCCCGCGGACUACUGCAAAGGAGGGUACCAUCCGGUGAAGAUCGGGGAUUUGUUCAACGGGAGGUACCAUGUGAUCAGGAAGUUGGGGUGGGGCCACUUCUCCACCGUAUGGCUAUGCUGGGACAUACAAGUGAAGAACUUUGUGGCGAUGAAGGUGGUGAAGAGCGCCCAGCAUUACACAGAGACGGCCCUAGAUGAGAUCAAACUGCUGCGAUGUGUGAGAGAGAGCGACCCCACCGACCCCAACAAGGACAUGGUGGUUCAGCUGAUAGAUGACUUCAAGAUCUCUGGAGUCAAUGGCAUACAUGUGUGUAUGGUGUUUGAGGUGCUAGGUCACCACCUUCUGAAGUGGAUUAUUAAAUCCAACUACCAAGGUCUGCCGCUGCCAUGUGUCAAGAGCAUUAUCAGACAGGUCCUGCAGGGUCUGGACUACCUCCACACGAAAUGUAAAAUCAUCCACACGGACAUCAAGCCCGAGAACAUCCUGAUGUGUGUAGAUGACGCCUUUGUUAGGCGUAUGGCCAUGGAGGCGACUGAAUGGCAGAAAGCUGGAGCCCCCCCACCGUCCGGAUCAGCAGUUAGCACAGCCCCCCAGCUCAAACCGGUGAGUACAACAGAUGUGGGGAAAAUCUCCAAGAACAAGAAGAAGAAGCUGAAGAAGAAGCAGAAGCGGCAGGCAGAGCUGCUGGAGCGGCGGAUGCUGGAGAUCGAAGCCCUGGAGAGAGAGGCCGAGAAGAGGGAGGAGCGAGCCAAAGACGGGGGAGAGAAAGAGGAGCACGAACACAACCCGUCCUCACCUGUGCAGCCGCGGCCACCACAGCUGGGCCCCAGCAUGGCUCUGGGAGAGAGCGACGAGGACGACGAUGAGGAGGAGGAUGGGGAAGAUGAGGAGGAGGAGGGAGGAGAGAGAGAGAGGCCAAUCAGGUUGACUAAUCAUACAUGUGCGGCACCUCCUCAGGAGCAGAGCAAGGAGCCCCGCAUCACCGAAGAUGACCCCGAUGACGAGGUGGAAGAGGAGGAGGAGCCCACGCCUGUCGCUGAAAAGGAUGCCCCCAUUCCUCCCACUACAGAAGAAGGUAAUGGAGAUCCAACACAAGCAGAGGACGAGGACGAGGAAGGGGAGGAGGAGGAGGAGGAGGAUCAGGAUGAAAAGGGAUUAAAAGAGGCAGAGGAUGAGAAUGAGGAAGAGGAGGUGGAGGAGAAGGUAGAGGAGGAGGAGGAGGAGGACGAUGAGGAAGAAGACGAAGAGGAGGAGGAAGAGGAGGAAAAAGAGACUGAAAGAGGGGAGACUGAGACAGAGGAGCCAAAGACUGAGAGCAAGACAGAGGAGGAGGCAGUGGUAGAAGAAGCGGAGUCAAAGGAGCAGGAGGUUGAGGAUGAGGAGGACGAGGAGGAGGAGGAGGAGGAGGAGGAGGAAGAUGAGGACGACGACACGACCGCAGAACUCUUCACGGAGAACACCUCCCCUGUCAAACCGCACAACAACAAAACCAUUUUGGCCAAAACCAACGGUCACGUUUUGUUGGGAUCUGAGGGACUGAAACCAAACCCCGGCAAUCCUGCUUCACCCACGCCAACCCCCGAGCCUCUCCUCUGCCCCCUGGUGGAGUCCGAGCUCAGCUAUACGGACAGGGACAACUCUCUCAGCUCCGGUUAUGAGAUGUAUAACGGCGACCUGGGCGAGCCGGGGUUGACCAACGGUGGCAGUGACCGCUAUCGGGGCACCAUUCCAAUCUUCCCUGACUUGCCCCUGGAUCCUGUGCCAGGAAACCCCACUUCUGUUGCCACAGCAGACAUUGGAGCAGGCCCGUCACCCAACAGCCCAGCUGCUGACCGCAGUCGCACCGUGUCGUCCUCAAGCACAGGAGAUACACCCAAAGUCAGGGCCCGAGCUGCAGAUCUCCUGAUCAACCCACUGGACCCGCGCAAUGCUGAGUCUAUUCGGGUUAAAAUCGCUGAUCUUGGAAAUGCCUGCUGGGUGCACAAGCACUUUACAGAAGACAUCCAGACGAGACAGUAUCGUUCCAUUGAAGUCCUGAUAGGAGCUGGUUACAGCACUCCUGCAGACAUCUGGAGUACUGCCUGCAUGGCUUUUGAGCUGGCUACUGGAGAUUACUUGUUUGAGCCCCACUCUGGAGAGGACUACUCCCGUGAUGAGGACCACAUAGCCCACAUCAUAGAGCUGCUGGGCUGUAUUCCGAGGCACUUUGCGCUCUCUGGAAAAUAUUCCCGGGAGUUCUUCAACCGAAGAGGUGAGCUGCGGCACAUCACCAAGCUGAAGCCGUGGUCCCUGUUUGACGUGCUGGUGGAGAAGUACGGCUGGGCGCACGAAGACGCCGGCCACUUCACCCACUUCCUUCUGCCCAUGCUGGAGAUGGUUCCCGAAAAGAGGGCUUCGGCCGGCGAAUGCCUCAACCACCCCUGGCUCAACUCGUAGCCACAAUCUCCGAUCAGACACCCUCCUCCCCAUGUCCCCCAACAGUUAGCCCAAACAUCAACCCCCUGGUGGCAGCCGUAGGUACAACAGCGAGGAGAGAAGCUGGAGGCAAACAGAGUUGGAGUAGAUGAUUAAGACUUAUUCUUUCUUGCCCUUUCUGACACAUCCACUACAUGCUUAUCUGAGUAGGCUUAGCCCCACACAUCGCCUCAUCUAUUCCCAUAAGGAAUGUAAAGACACGAUUAUGGAGAUAACAGACAGUGGCUGUGUCUUCCAAAGCAUCCUCUAAAAAAAAGAGAGAAUUUGAAGAAGGAUGCUGCUCACCCAACAUGGAGAAAUCAAGCUCUGUCUAAAAGCAAUUUUUUUCUUCUCUUCUGCCGUAAAGAUGUCAGCCAGUCCCUUCCAUCUAAUCUCCUAUGAAUUCCCGGUUUUUACCUUGUUUGGAUCCAGUCAUGGGCCACUGGUGAGCUUUUCAGUGACGUGAAAGAAAUGACAACGAGAAGUGUAAUCGCAGUGCUGACAGCCCAGAGCUCCAUCUGCUAUGACCUUUACACAGCCAGGGCCUCAAAGACAGACACGUUUGUGUCAUUUUGAGAGAGAUAAUGAGCGCUUGUGCCUGUGCUCAUGAUCUGCCUAAAUGGACGCCUCUCUUUCCAGCCCAGUUUCCCCUUCUUCACCCUGCUAUGGAAGAAACACCCACAUCAAACUAAAAGUUUACAUCCUGAUUUCUUCCAUCCAAACCCAUAAAUCCCUUCUCACCUGUUUGGUUUCCCCCUCCUCUUAAAUGAGCUGCAUCCUCCUGCCGGGGGCCACCUCAGAGAACUGGAGGGCAGCCAGUCCUCCAGGGGGCACCACACUGACAGUUGCCGCUCUGAUAAAGGCAGACAAGAAAAAGUGGGGGAUGAGGGAAAAACAAAAACACAAUCAGAUUAGCACGGAGGAGGACUGCUUUAGACUAUUUUUAAAAUGCAUGGAGAGACUGAUGGAUCAGCAUGAAUGGAUAUGACAAAUGGACGAUGGAUGCGUUAUUUUAUUUGUGCAUUUCUUUCCUGUUUCAUCGCCUCUCUUGGACAUUCUGUUAGAAAGAAUUAUGUUAGGAUAUUUUGGUGCCCCCCUCUGCGAAAGGAUGUUACAACCCCUUCUUCUCCAGCUUUUGACAUUCCUAAAUCCUCUGCCAUCAUUCCUGACUUAUAUUCCUGAGAACAAUUCUGUCCUGUUGUGGCACGUUUACCUGAUCUGAUUGGUACUAUUCCCCCUUUUUUUCCAUUAUAGAGGAACCCUGUUAUCCCCCGAGCUACUCCAGAAAGGGGACAGUCACAUGGAGGUUGCACUUGUCUUUGUAGAUGUCCUUCAGGGAUUUGAAACCUUUGUACAUAGAACUGAGAUCUCGCAACGCAGAUAAGAAACCGUGGACAAAGUUUCAACACACAAGCAUCAUUCCAAAAAAAAAGAUACAAACACAGGCUGUUGUUGGCAUAUCUUGACUUCCUCUGAUACGGCGGGGGGGGGGGGGGGGGACAGGUGGGCCGCCAUAGCUGCGGCCCUGGAGGAAUGUUCAGACUGAACUGUGCCACCCGGUGGCUGAAUGAGAGUACCGCAUUGCCACACACACUGCUGCUGCUCUCAGUGCCAACGCUCCAAGACGUUCCACUAUAUCUCUCCACUUAAUCUCUAUUUCUCUGUCUCUCUCUCUCUCUCACACACACACACACACACACAGACAAAAACUUGCAUCAUCACAGUUAGUCCAGUUGCCUAUUUUUCGCAAUAAAUGAAAAAAGAUGAGUAUAAGUAAAUGGUGAGAUAUUUUUAAAAACUAUUUAAUUCAUUAAAAAAAGAGGAAAAAAAAAAAGAAAACAACUUUUCUCUGGUUGUUGUGACCGUGACAGAAUCUCGUCUUAUACUGAGGUGAUUGUGUUUGUCUUUUAGAGAUGUUUUUAUUUCUUUUGUCAUCAUCAUCAUAUAAUUAUUAUUAUAAUUAAUUAUU